UCGUGAUUCUCACGUAGUCAGUGUCAACUCGACGACGGUUCGCACUUCAACUCGCAAUGCGGCUUUCUUGCACUGUCUACACAGCGAUCACGCUUAUUUUAUUCAGCAACAUAGUGUAUGCGAGCAGCUCAGAAAGGUCCCCCGUGUGGAAUCAGACCUGGACCGAUCGGUUGAAGCAAGAUCUAUUUGUAAAAUACGACAAGUUCGCCCGGCCGACGCAACAUUUUAAUACAACAGUGGUCAAAUUCGACAUUACUUUGCUUUAUGUCGAUGUGGACGAUUUCAAAUCUACCAUCACCGUCAACGGAUGGGCUUCUCAUAUGUGGACAGAUGAGAAGCUCAAAUGGGAUCCUGUAAAAUAUGGCAAUAUCCAACAUAUUCAUGUAGGAAGUCACGAGGUAUGGCAGCCAGACAUUCUGCUGUAUCACAGUGGAACCGCGGGUACAGUCGAGCAUUAUGGUGAUACGGCCUGCAUCAUCUUCCAUGAUGGUCAAGUAUUAUGGGUGCCACCCGCGCAAUUUAUUGGCCUUUGCGAGCUGGAUCUUCGUCUUUGGCCCUUUGAUACUCAAGUUUGCAAUAUGACGUUCGGCUCCUGGACGUACCAUGGCGAGCAAAUCGACAUGCGAUUGAGCGAGACCGAAAACAUGGAACGCAUGUACGUGAAAAAUGCAGGGUGGAAAUUAAUGGACUUGAGCAAAUCGCGUGAAUCAGUCGUGUAUUCGUGUUGUGCGGAGCCAUACAUCAAUCUCAAUUUUAAGAUGACUUUAAAGAGGAACUCGGCACUUUAUUGCAGUAUAUUGCUGAUGCCUGCUGCCGCUAUAGCUUUCCUGGUUCUGGUCACGUUUUGGUUACCACCUCAAAGUGAAAUGAAGAUCAGCGUUGCGGCCUGUACUAUAUUAAUCAUCGCUGUAUUUUUAGGCUAUCUCGGCCUUAAAAUACCAUUAACCGCGACCCCUCCACUCAUAGUUUACUUUUAUAGUGGCUGCCUCUGUCUAGAAACAAUAUCUUUGACAUUAUCAAUAGUGGUAAUCAACAUGUCAAAGAGGGUUUAUUGCAAACCACUUCCACGAAAUAUUAGGUUAUGCUUGUUAAGUUGGCCUGGAAAACUAUUAGGACUUUCCGAUCUCAUAAGUUUGAUUGAAUCGCGACGGCCUAUGCCAGGUCAAGAAUUGCGUGGUAAACUUACGGAGGAAUCCACUACUAAUUCAACGUCUAACAUUUCGGACGAGGGAGACCGGCAAAAUAUAAUUUCGCCAACGAAGAACACCACGCAAUUGCAAUGGAUUCUCGCAGGCACAGCCAUCGAUCGUAUAGCUUUCGUGUUGUUCUGUUUAAUUUUAGCAACAAUGGCAAUAGUAUGCCUAGGAUAAUUUGUUAUAUGAAAAUACUCUUAAGUCGUUUGGAUAUAUCGAUAAUCUAAUAUAUACAUGACAUAUACAUAUAAAUAAAUUAUAAAUUGUUAUUCAA
Molecule: messenger RNA, 1467 nt
Organism: Temnothorax curvispinosus
Lineage: Eukaryota; Metazoa; Arthropoda; Insecta; Hymenoptera; Formicidae
Product: acetylcholine receptor subunit alpha-like 1
Exons: 9
Coding region: 57-1370 (437 amino acids)
Biological process (GO): nervous system process; monoatomic ion transmembrane transport; chemical synaptic transmission
Cellular component (GO): membrane; synapse; neuron projection
Molecular function (GO): transmembrane signaling receptor activity; extracellular ligand-gated monoatomic ion channel activity; neurotransmitter receptor activity
Source: RefSeq, a predicted model, not a curated record